CCGCCGCCGCCGCCGGAGCUCUGUAGUAUGGCAUCGAGGAGAAUGGAGACCAAACCUGUGAUAACCUGUCUCAAAACCCUCCUCAUCAUCUACUCCUUCGUCUUCUGGAAACUGCCAAACUGGUCUCCAAAAUGGUUGUACUGUUUUACAUCCACAUCUACAGUUCCAGUUUCUCCAUAUCCUCACUAACACUUGGCAUGAUCACUGGGGUGAUCCUGCUGGCCGUUGGAGUCUGGGGCAAACUUACUCUGGGCACCUACAUCUCCCUGAUUGCUGAGAACUCCACAAAUGCUCCCUAUGUGCUCAUUGGAACUGGCACCACCAUUGUGGUCUUUGGCCUAUUUGGAUGCUUCGCAACCUGCCGUGGUAGCCCGUGGAUGCUGAAACUGUAUGCCAUGUUUCUGUCCCUGGUGUUCCUGGCUGAGCUGGUCGCUGGCAUUUCAGGCUUUGUGUUUCGUCAUGAGAUCAAGGACACCUUCCUGAGGACUUACACGGACGCCAUGCAGAAUUACAACGGCAAUGACGAGAGGAGCCGGGCUGUGGAUCAUGUGCAGCGCAGCCUGAGCUGCUGUGGUGUGCAGAACUACACGAACUGGAGCACCAGCCCCUACUUCCUGGAGCAUGGCAUCCCCCCGAGUUGCUGCAUGAAUGAAACCGACUGCAAUCCCCAGGAUCUGCACAAUCUGACUGUGGCGGCCACCAAAGUGAACCAGAAGGGUUGUUACGAUCUGGUGACCAGUUUCAUGGAGACCAACAUGGGGAUCAUCGCUGGAGUCGCUUUUGGAAUCGCAUUCUCCCAGCUGAUCGGCAUGCUGCUGGCCUGCUGUCUGUCCCGAUUCAUCACGGCCAACCAGUAUGAGAUGGUGUAAGGAAGUCUUUCAAGAACGAUGGAAUAAGAGACCUGCUUUCAAAAGGAACCACAGCAAUCUUUGAGAGACUUCCCGAGGAUGAUAGAGCACAGUCCAUAACACACCUGCCCCGCGCUCCCUAACCCCCAGCCAGCGUGCAACUGACCCGCCCACACGGUCUCUGCUCCACCUUCCAGCCCGCAUCCUGUGUAGCGUUCCAUUUGGUGAAGCCCCGUCAUGCAGAGUGUACCCGGGUUCCCUGCAUCCAGUCCUAGUGGACCCCUCCUGAGGCCCCAUGCGUGCCGGCCCCUCCAUCCGUACUCGAUCCGACUCUAGCUCCUUGUAGAUGACUGGUUAGCGCACUGUCCCUGGCCCCGCUGGGCCCUGCAUGUAGCGUGGAAGGCUCCUGCAAGCCCUUCGUCACGAUCGGUAAAUGCCUUGCCCCUUGGUGUAGAUAAGCUGAUAGCGAUCUGUUCUUUUGGCUUAAUCUCCUUCAGUUUGGUUUUCCCUUUACUAAGGCUCUUUCCUACCUUCUUCAGGCUGCCUAGGAUAUGUAAAGAGACAUAGCAGUAAUCGCCAGUGAGAAGAGAAAGCCUGUGUCAUGCAUGAAGGAAAUUGUUGAGGGUUAGGUGGCCUCCUUGCUCAUUAUUGUUACGUGCCUGGGCGUGUAUAGACAGUUUAGUGCCCCCAUGCCCCCCCACGCAGUUGAAACCUGUAUAAUCCUGUUACCAAGCUGUAUUGUUGCCUCCUGUGAAGGAAAUAAUAUUACUUCUGUUCUUCCCCAAUUAAUUGCUGUUGCAUUAUUUUACUUGUUUCUGUACUUUUUUUCUUUGCAUCGACAUUACAGACAUCGAGGACCUCAUCAAAUCAAUUUAAAAACGAGUGUGAAGGGGGAACAAAAGUCAAAAUAUUUUUAGAAGGUCUUAAGAAACAAUGCCUCUGUCUAGCAUGCCAACAAGAAUGCAUUGAUAUUGUGAACAUUUGUGAUACAUGUAUUAAUAAAUAGAAUCAUUACAAA
Molecule: messenger RNA, 1866 nt
Organism: Canis lupus familiaris (dog)
Lineage: Eukaryota; Metazoa; Chordata; Mammalia; Carnivora; Canidae
Gene: TSPAN7
Product: tetraspanin 7
Exons: 9
Coding region: 132-869 (245 amino acids)
Cellular component (GO): membrane
Source: RefSeq, a predicted model, not a curated record